This is a messenger RNA of Frankliniella occidentalis (western flower thrips), 784 nucleotides long. RefSeq lists its product as uncharacterized. The record is from RefSeq and is a predicted model, not a curated record. NCBI's taxonomy places the organism in Eukaryota, Metazoa, Arthropoda, Insecta, Thysanoptera, Thripidae. The transcript has 4 exons. The coding region runs from base 64 to 729 and encodes 221 amino acids.
CUAUAUAAACGGCCACUUUGAUCUCUUCGGCACAGUUCAGUCCCCUGAGCACAUUGUCUCACCAUGGCCAAGUUCAUCCUUGUCGUCCUCGCCUUCGUCGCCAUCCAGGCCGCCAGCGCAGCACCCGCGCCUUCCAUCCUGGGCGUGUCUCAAGGCUUCCUUGGGGCCGCCAAGACCAAAGUCGACGCCGCUCAAGGCCUCACCAACGCGGGCAUCCAGGCCGGCAGCGACGGCGUCAACCUGGGUCUGGACGCCGCUAAGAACGCUGAAGCUGCCAAGUCCAACGCCCUCCGCGGCGGCGUCAAGAUCGCUGGUAAUGUGGGCACUGAGGCCAUCACCCAGACCCGUAACCUCGCCAACCACCUGCCCUCUGCCGGCGGCAUCCGCGAUGGCGCCAACCUCGGCCUCAACGCUGCCCAGGGCGCCCUGGAACUCGGCACAAGCGCCCUUACCGGCCUCUUCACUGGAGCUCAGGGCCUCGUGAACAGCGGUCUGGAUGCUGGCAGCAAGCUGGGCGCCGGCGUCUCCGGCGCUGCUGAAGGAGGCGUCAACGCUUUCGGCGGGGCCGCUGGAGGCGCCAUCGGCGCCAAGGCCAACGCCAUUGGCACCGCCCAGAAGGGCGCCUCUGCCGCCACGGGCGCCGCCGCCAACGCCGUCGGCAAGGUGGCCAACACUCUCACCGGCGGCUUCGCCAGCGGCCUCACCGGAGCCUUUGGGCUUCUGGGCUAGAGUCCCUAGCAGUCGUGUAAGCCAGGCCCCUUGAAAAUAAAAAUUACUACCGAAA